AUGGCCCCGUCCAAGUGUGCCUACUUUAAUUGCCAUAAUAAAGCCAGCCAAAAGUCUAUGUUUCGUUUCCCGACGAACAACUACAAUCUCUUACAAAUUUGGCUCGCGAAUUGUGGUAAUAUGACUAUUACUCAUCUGAAACCAGAACAAUUACGUAACAAAUGCAUAUGUAUAGACCACUUUGCUAAAGAAUAUGUUAAAAAUGAAACUGCUCAAAGGGUAAGAUUAUCAAAAUUAGCAAUACCAAUGCCGUACAAAGCCACUGAAACGAACUCUCAAGAAUCACCAAUACAAUCAACAUCUCGAGAAUCACCUGAACCAUCGACAUCCAAAGCUCAAGAAUUUUCUCCAGAAUUAAAGGUUAAAACACCUACAAAAGUUUACAAAAGUUUUAAAUCGAAAGAAGAUCAGGAAGAAGAAACUUUCGUUAUAGAUAAUGUUAGCACACCCAAAUCUAGAAAACGACAGAUUGACAGAGGUGAUGAUGGUGAUACUCCAAAGUGCAAGAAGCUAAAAAAUAAAUUUAAUGGGAAAAUUAUUAAAGAAAGAGCAUGUACAGUUUGCUUUGAUGAAAUGGCAAUCAUGUCAAGUUUAGAGUAUACAAAAAAAUAUGAUCUAAUAGAAGGCUUCGAAGACUUUGGAGAAAAUGAGCGAUCAUGUGUUGAUGCCAAAUAUGCACUAGUAUUUAUAGCUAGAGAUAUUUAUAGCAGCUGGAAAAUGCCUUUAGCAUACUUUUUGGCUGGUAAAACAGUAAAGGGUGAACACCCUGCAGCAAAUAUGAACCAAGUGGAAGAACCUCCUGCGAUGCUAGAGAAGGUAAACACACAAAGUGUAAAAAUAGAAAAAGACGAUGUUGCUACAACAGGCGAUUAA
This is a messenger RNA of Hyposmocoma kahamanoa, 873 nucleotides long. RefSeq lists its product as uncharacterized. Bases 1 to 873 code for a protein of 290 amino acids. The record is from RefSeq and is a predicted model, not a curated record. The transcript has 6 exons. Lineage: Eukaryota; Metazoa; Arthropoda; Insecta; Lepidoptera; Cosmopterigidae. Gene Ontology annotation, molecular function: sequence-specific DNA binding.